Molecule: messenger RNA, 4806 nt
Organism: Melanotaenia boesemani (Boeseman's rainbowfish)
Lineage: Eukaryota; Metazoa; Chordata; Actinopteri; Atheriniformes; Melanotaeniidae
Gene: ranbp9
Product: RAN binding protein 9
Exons: 14
Coding region: 443-2248 (601 amino acids)
Biological process (GO): cytoskeleton organization; cell surface receptor signaling pathway
Cellular component (GO): cytoplasm
Molecular function (GO): protein binding
Source: RefSeq, a predicted model, not a curated record
GAUUUACGGAUAACGCUCCGACAACAAACAAAAGAUCGAGGCUAGCCGUGCUCAUUAUACUUUGUCGAUCCGUCUAGUCUAACCUUACUAGUUACUUUCCUCCCAACACAGGCCUCUUCGUCUGUGUUUUAACUACUUUCCUCACUUCUUCUGCGACAUAUAAUCUCCUUUUAGGGACUCUAUUUUAGGCUUUCUGUCAGCUAAUGUCAACCUGAGCCAUUUCAGCGAUCGCUUUGCCUUUGCUGGCCAAGCUAAACGCAUUAGCCAGGUUAGCUACUUGGCUAACCAGCUCUGGCUGCCUCUCUGUGACCAGCGAAGCCAGUUAGCUUAGCCUGCUAGCUAGCUAGCUUUGCUAAACCCCCUUUAAAACUUGACACUGACUGACGCCAGUGGUUUUGGCUUGUUACUGACAAGCCAUUUUACUAAAACUCGUGUCGUAGCCAUGUCUGGACAGUCGACGGGCUGUGGAUUUCUGAUGUCGGUUGUUGUCCAUGGAGACUCUGCUCUGAACGAGCAGGAAAAGGAGCUCAACCAGCGACUCCGUCGGCUCUAUCCAGCCGUAAAUGAAAAUGAGACUCCGCUUCCCCGGUCCUGGAGCCCGAAGGACAAGUUUAGCUACAUCGGGCUCUCUCAGAACAAUCUCCGUGUACACUAUAAAGGUCACGGCAAAACCCCCAAGGAUGCAGCAUCUGUACGGGCCACUCACCCCAUCCCAGCUGCCUGCGGGGUCUACUACUUUGAGGUGAAGAUUAUCAGUAAAGGCCGUGAUGGCUACAUGGGCAUUGGCCUAUCAGCUCAGGGUGUAAAUAUGAACAGACUCCCUGGUUGGGACAAGCACUCGUAUGGCUAUCACGGAGACGACGGCCACUCCUUUUGCUCGUCUGGGACUGGGCAACCCUACGGACCCACGUUUACAACGGGCGAUGUGAUUGGCUGCUGCGUUAACCUCAUCAACAACACCUGCUUCUACACAAAGAAUGGACACAGUCUAGGUAUUGCCUUCACAGACUUACCACCCAACUUGUACCCGACCGUGGGCCUUCAGACUCCGGGGGAGGUGGUGGAUGCAAACUUCGGCCAGCAUCCGUUCGUUUUCGACAUUGAGGACUACAUGCGAGAAUGGAGGACAAAGAUCCAGGCCCAGAUUGACCGCUUCCCCAUCGGAGAGCGUGAGGGCGAGUGGCAGUCCAUGAUCCAGAAGAUGGUGGCUUCAUACCUGGUGCACCACAGCUACUGUGCCACAGCCGAAGCCUUCGCCAAAUCCACUGACCAGGCAGUGCAGGAGGAGCUGGCCUCCAUCAAAAACAGACAGAAGAUCCAGAAGCUGGUGUUGUCAGGUAGAAUGGGCGAAGCCAUCGAGACCACCCAGCAGCUGUACCCCAACCUCCUAGAAAGGAACCCAGACCUCCUCUUUAUGCUCAAGGUGAGACAGUUCAUAGAGAUGGUGAAUGGGACGGACAGCGAGGUGAGGUGUCUUGGCGGACGUAGCCCAAAGUCUCAGGACAGUUACCCCGGCUCACCCCGGCCUUUCAGCAGCCCCAGCCACAAAGCCAGCAGCUCCCAGCCCUACCACACAGGGAUCGACAGCAACUUCUGUAACGGUGUGACGUCUAACAAGAACCACAGCUCCUCCCCUCACAGUCACAAGCCCUGCCCCCCCAGCUCUGGCUCCACCCUCCCAGCCUCUGACAUCAGCCUCAAUGGGAGCCGCAGCCAGCAGACCAUCACCAGUAACGAUGUGGACAUGGAGGUCGACCACUUCACCAAUGGAGUGACAGAAUCAUCCUCCAAUGGUUUCCUCAACGGCACCUCCAAACACGCCACUGAGCCCGACGACUGUGACGCAGACAUGGAGGUGGAGUCUGCUCAGUCCAAGAGGCAGCUGUGCGGCGGGAGCCAGGCGGCCAUCGAAAGAAUGAUCCAUUUCGGCAGGGAGCUCCAGAGCAUGAGCGAACACCUUCGCCGCGAGUGUGGCAAAAACUCAGCCAACAAGAAGAUGCUCAAGGAUGCAUUCAGCCUGCUGGCCUACUCUGACCCCUGGAACAGCCCGGUCGGCUACCAGCUGGACGCUAUUCAGAGAGAGCCGGUUUGCUCCACUCUCAACAGUGCAAUAUUAGAAACUCACAAUCUGCCCAAGCAGCCCCCCCUGGCCCUGGCAGUGGGUCAGGCCGCCCAGUGCCUCGCCAUCAUGGCACGAACUGGCAGCGGCUCCUGCGCCUUCGCCUCUGUGGACGAUUACCUGCACUAGCCACAUGCACACACGCACACACACACAAUCUCUGAGGACCUGCCCAGCAAUGCCUUCCUCCGCCUCCUCCAUCAGUGUAGUCCUUUUUAGCUGAGGAGACCUUCCUCUGCACGCCCUAGUUGAAGGUUAACCAUCUCACUCCCUUCCUGUCCUGCUUUGACCAGUUGACAUGAGCAACACCGAGGAUCUGAGGUCAUUUCCGGGCAGAUCUUCAAAGUAACAGCAACACACCACACGCAUUUAAAACACAAGAACACCGCCUCCCUCUCCAUCGUAAAUAUGAAGUUGCGCCUCCACCUUGGUUGCUCCCAUCCUCCGGCCCUCAGAGGCUGCUGCAUCUGUGUCCUCUUGACUGACAGCCGGGGAACGGCAGCUGGCUUUAAGAUACUCGGAGAGCCGAACUCUUGUGGACUCGCCGCCUGCAGAUAAAGGGGGCAUCGCGCCGGGGUGGACAGCCUGCCAGACAUGAUAGAAAACCGGGUCAGACACUAAUGAAAAGAGGGUGGAGGUUAAAAAAAAAAAAACACAAACUAAGGAAUAAAAAAAAAAAAAAAGAGUGACCAUCAUGGCCGACCACCCUUUAUCACGGUCCCCGUAUACCUGGCUCACCAGGCGAACAUGCACACAAACGCAACAUGGAGGCCCCCCUCCCCACCCCGCGGCCUCCUCCCUCCUCUUGAUUUCAGGACCUUGGCGGAGUUUUGACACGUGGACUCGGGACUUCGAAGAAGCCGGAGAGAAUCUACCGUCUCGACUUGACGUUCCCCGUUUUUAAUCUUUUGUUUAGUUUUGUUUUUCUUGGGCAAAGUGGAGGGUAAGGGGGGCGGGGGGGUGGUUGGGAGGUGGGUGGGUUACUUGGGAGGAGUGGUUACCUGGCUCUUGUUUUGUUUUUAGUUCUCCAGGUUUACAAGGCAUGGUGCAGACGAUGAUGAUGAUGAUUAUUAUUAUUAUUAUGGUUAUCAUUAUAUUAAUUAUUGUUACUUGCAUUCACAGUAUAUUUGUUGAGCGCCAGCGAGAGCAAGUUCCACCAACUUACUAUAAUAAAGAUCCCAAUUCCACCGAUUUACCAGUGACCAGCGUGUGUACAUGUUAACAUUUAUAUAUGAAUGCAACAAAAAGGAAUUAUAUCAAUAGAGCGACAUAUUUAGUUAUCAAAUGAAAGGAAAUCAUUAAUGAAAAAAGAUCCUUUAUUGCUUUGUACCGACACCAGCAACCCCUGAAGCGUGCUGGUUGGUCCUAGUUUCUAUGUUGUGUGUUUGAUUGACUCCAGGGCUCCUCCGCAGGUAUAAAGUCAUAUAAUUACAGCUUAACUGAAUUUCCCAGAGAAUCUCCAAACACUGGUGGGAUUUCUGUGAAGGAACCCUGUGAUGAUUUCACUCCCUAACCCCCCCCCCCCCAGCUGCACAGCAGGUUUGAUGCAAAUGUUAGUUUUUAUUUUCAUAUUGAUGUCUAUGCUAAUCUUUAACCCACGAAGAACUCAGGAGCCUAAACGUCCCUUUGUUUAUCGUCCUCGGUUAAGGGUAGUAAGGUCCGACCGACCCUGUGCCUCGGCUUUUCAAGACUUGAAUUCGGACCAAAGUACCAGACCUGGAGCGAAGUCUACGUAACGAGCUCUGCAGUUGGUUUUUAAAGUCAAUCUGAAUUUUUAGCAUCCUGGAAAAAACGCCCCAUUUCUGACAUAUCUGUGCCAGCUCAAAAGUUUAGGAUAAACAUGGCAGCAGCUGCAGCUUAUCCUCAGUCCCAGCUCUAUCUUAGCUCAAAACCACAGAAACCCGUAAUCUCAGUUUGACUUUUGUUGGGUAACGACUUCUUUUCACCCCCCCAGACUGGCUCAGAAGCUGGGUUAUCUUUAUUCUGCUUUGCUCCUGGAUAAGAUUUUGCUAUGUGGAUAUUUCUUAAGCUGUUUCCAACUCUACACGUCUACCCAUGCACCAUCAGAGGAGGGCUUCCUCUUCAGUUUUUACCAGAUCCCCCUCUGGCCUCUUAGCAGUAAACCAUAAAGAUGCAAAAACAAAAUAAAGAGCAUCCAGUAUUGUCACUGUGGCGACCACACUGAACCAAAUACUUUAGGAAGACGACGGCGCAGCUCUGUGUUUAACCCCUGUUUGCUACAGGAACGCCAAGGCUUCGCUAGAUAAGACCCCCCCACCCCUCCCGCACACAUGCACAGGGGUUCGGAGUUGACAUUUCUCAAGGUGGAACCGAGCUUUUUCUGUACCUUGUUUUUUUGGUUUGUUUCUUUUUACUUUUUGCUGACCACAAGCAGUCACGGCAUCAUUUAGAAAACGUAGACAAAGUGUCUGUUGUCUCUUUCUGAGUACGGUCUGAAACCUAUGCAUGCCAUAGUAAAAAAAGUGGUGGUAAGAUCAAGUUAGAUGUCUCUUAUUUUAUUCUUUUUGUUUCUCCUUUUUAGCCAGUUCACAGUGUAUAAGGAAGAUGUCAACCAGUAAGUUGUCCACUGCUGACUGUGUGUCCAUUUGGAGAGAAAAAAGGAACAAAAAAAUGUGCAAUUUGUGUGAGGGUGAAAAGAUUUCUAUUAAAAACGACAAAUGAUGAGA